GUAGACAUUCUGGAGGCGACGCACAUGGCUCUACGUCAGGCCGCAUCGCUGCUACACAUGACGGGCCGCCACAGGACACAGGACGAGGAGAUGCUCCACCUGAUGCGGAGACACUCGUUGAUCCUGCCCAGCAUGCAGAGAUGCCGCCGUCGCCUCCUCAGGCUGCAGAUGUAUUGGAGGAGCGCCGAUAUGAGCCAUAUAGCGCAGCUGUAGAAGCUGCGCCACUACCGCCGGAUUCUAUUCCGGAUCAGCGAGCCCACGACCCGGCCAAGGUGAAGGAGGAUUGGGAUGCUUAUCAUGAUUUGCGACUUAUCGCACAGCAGAGGUAUGAACAAGCAAGGCGUAGAUGCCUCGAAUUGAAAGGUACCGAGCGACCUACUAGGCGCGGCCGCAGUAGUACCAAGCCACAGAACCUCGUCCCAGAUAUUCGUCGGAGGGCCGUGAUCCGAUGGGAGAACGGCGUGCCUGAGACAUGA
This is a messenger RNA of Asparagus officinalis (garden asparagus), 476 nucleotides long. RefSeq lists its product as uncharacterized. The record is from RefSeq and is a predicted model, not a curated record. Bases 141 to 476 code for a protein of 111 amino acids. The transcript is spliced from 4 exons. Lineage: Eukaryota; Viridiplantae; Streptophyta; Magnoliopsida; Asparagales; Asparagaceae.